Messenger RNA from Cydia amplana, 3680 nucleotides. RefSeq names its product tyrosine-protein kinase hopscotch (gene hop). NCBI's taxonomy places the organism in Eukaryota, Metazoa, Arthropoda, Insecta, Lepidoptera, Tortricidae. Gene Ontology annotation, biological process: cell differentiation; cell surface receptor signaling pathway via JAK-STAT; protein phosphorylation. The record is from RefSeq and is a predicted model, not a curated record. Gene Ontology annotation, cellular component: cytoskeleton; cytosol. The transcript has 22 exons. Gene Ontology annotation, molecular function: non-membrane spanning protein tyrosine kinase activity; cytokine receptor binding; ATP binding. Bases 226 to 3531 code for a protein of 1101 amino acids.
AAAAAAAUACAGCGUAGUGGUGACGGUGACCUUAGUUUGAUAUAAAAAUAAACAUUAAUUAUUGAAGAUCCCGUAUGUACACACAUUUGGUGUAGAGUUAUCAAUUGCAAAAUGAACGUGUUAUUAUCGGGGCUAAAUGAACCCCUAGUUACUCGAAUUUAAUCGGUGUGGUGUUAAUCUGUUGGCGUCCCCUUGUUUUUUAUGUUGUUUGUGCAUUUAUAAACGAUGGAAGGAGGCGAGACUGUUAAAGUGUCGGUAGUGAUUGAUCCUAAACCUAACAUAAUACCAUGUUCGAACACAUUUACCGCCGAGGAGUUGUGCAUAUUAUUAUGUAAACAGUACAAAAUACCACCACUAACCCGUACUUUAUUUGCGUUAAGAGUGAGAGGAAGAAAUUACUUUCUCAAAGAUAACACCCGCGUUUUAUCAAGCACAAGAGAUUAUGAACUAAGGAUUCGUUUCAAGGUGCCAAGAAUAGGACUUCUAAUUACACUGGAUGAAACUACAUAUGACUACUAUUUUCAACAAGCAAGGAAUGAUGUUUAUGAAAACAAGAUACCUGAAGUCAAAUACCCUGAGCACAAACCGGAUCUUCUGGGCCUGGGUAUCACUGACAUGACACGAGCAGUUGUAGAGAAAAAUAUGACACCGAAAGAAGUGGUAAAAAAUUACAAGAAAUUUAUACCAAAAGUAAUAGUGACGAAACAUGGGCCGUACCCGAAGAAAUACGCACACGACUACCUGCCCAACCUAGUCUCCGUCGGAAAUAGUGCAAAUCGCGUGAAGAAAUUAUACCUCCAACAUUUGUACGGAUUGGCGCCGAACUACCUGGCGGAGGAGUUCGAUAGCGUCCUCUGGCGAAACGGCAACGACACGGUGCCCGUGCGCCUCGUCGUCACCCCCUUCCACCCUCACGAGCCGGGCGUCAGGCUCUACAACACGGUCACUAGGAAGUGGUUCCACAUGUGCUCGAUAGAAGAAUUAAUUUAUUUGACGCGAAACGGCGACCUUUGGCUAGAAGUUUCUAGAAGAGGAACUCCUUUAUUUUUUAAAUUUAAAUCGGAAGAGCAGUUGUCGUCGUUCAUCUCUGUUUGUGAUGGUUACUACAGGUUGAUGGUGAAAUGGAUUUUCAAUUUAUCUAAAGACGAUGAGACUCCGUCUCUGAAAGAAUUACAAAGAAUAAAAUGCCACGGCCCCGUUGGCGGAGCAUUUUCGUAUAGAAAGUUAGAGGAGAAGAGAGCUAAGAAACACGGGAGUUAUAUUUUAAGACAAUGUCAGGACGAUUACAACUUAUAUUAUUUAGACGUUUGUACAAAAAAUAGCACGACAGAAACGUACCGCAUAGAAUACCACGGCCACUGUUACACGUUCAACGAGCAGGAGUUCCAUAGCAUCGAGAAGAUCAUCGAGUACCACCAGAACCCGGACGGCAGGAUAUUCUUGAACGAGUGCAUACCGCCCUCGGAGUAUGACAAAUCACAAUUGCUAUUGUGUGGAGAACCACAAAAAAAGGGUGUGAGAAUUGACCAGGCAGAGUUACAGGAGAUAUUAAAAGAUAACAAGAGUCCCCGUUGCUUGCCAAGCAAAGACAUACUGCUUUAUACUGGUUCUGAAAAACUAGGCUCAGAAGGUUUAACGGCGACUUUCAAAGCGCUGUGGAGACUUGAUGAAACUAAAAAAUUAGUAGUAGCAUUCAAAACGCUACAAAGGGAGAAGACUAAUGACUAUUUAAAGGAUUUCAUCGAGCUAGCCAGCAAAUGGGCGUGCGUGCAAUCCACCUCCAUCGUGCGUUUGUACGGAAUCACUCUGAGUUCGCCGACUGCCAUGGUGCUAGAGUAUCUUCCUUACGGCCCCUUCGACGACUACCUCAGGGAGCACGGGUCGUCGGUGUCGGUGCUGAUGCUGAAGAAGGUGUCUGCGACGCUGGCGCGCGCGCUGUGGGACCUGAGCGAGGCGGGCGUGGUGCACGGCUGCGUGCGCUGCGCGCGCCUGCUGCUGGCCGCAAGGGACGCGCGGCUGCAGGUCAAGCUGGCAGGCCCCUCGCUGCGGGGCUACACCGCGCAAGAUGUUCACUGGAUCCCGGUGGAGUUGCACUCGGACAUGAGCCUGGCGCGGCGCUCGGUGGCGGCCGACAUCUGGGCGUUCGCCACCACGCUGUGGGAGGUGUUCUCAUACGGACAGUCGCCCACAGACACCAACCCCAUCCUCACGGCGAGGAGCUACGAGAUGGGGGAGCGACUUAUGAGGCCGGCGCGGUGCCCUAGCGAGGUGUGGGCGCUGCUGCGGCCGUGCUGGCAGCCCGACCCGCCGCGCCCGCAGGCCAUCAUGCGGGACAUCAACCACAUGCUGCACGCCGAAUACGUACCUGUACACCAAUAUGAAGAACCAAAGAUAUCUCUAGAUAACAACAUGGACCACGCAGAUACUGUUUCAAGUGACAGAUUCAUUCCGAGCGAGAGCGACGCCGGCAGCAACAAAUCAUUGAUAUCGGAGGAUAGCAGCGUGCAGUCUAUGAACGGAACGCUCUCCGAACAGUACAACAAUUCGUUCGGCGACAGCAUGCGCUUCAACUCGCUGGGGUCGCUGGGGCUGCCGUACGGGCUGCGCGGCGGCGCGUCGGCGCGCUCGCUCAGCUCCGCGGGCGCGCCCGUCGACGAGCUGCCCGGCGCGCAGCCGCGCCUCAUGGAGUCCAUCAUCAGCCAGGGCAAGACCUACCUCGUCACGCUCAACCGGAGGAUCGGCAGCGGUAACUACGGGCACGUGUUCAAGGGCGUGAUGGAGUGCGACAACCAGGAGUCGGACCGCAAGGAGGUGGCGGUGAAGAAGCUCACGCGCAACGCCGCCGAGCGCAACUCCACGCUCUACGAGGACUUCAAGAACGAGCUAGAGAUCAUGAAGUCCCUGGUUCACGUGAACAUCGUGGAGAUCCUGGGCUACUCCUGGGCGGGUGGCGACGUGCUCAUCGUGAUGGAGUACCUGGAGGAAGGCUCGCUCAACUACUACCUCAAGUUCCAGGGCGACAAGCUGCGCACCGCGCACCUGCUCAAGUACUGCCUCGACAUCGCCUCUGGCAUGGACCACGUGUCAUCGAAGGGGAUCGUGCACCGCGACCUGGCGACGCGCAACAUCCUCGUGGUGAACAAGUACCACGUGAAGAUCUCAGACUUCGGGCUCGCGCGGAUCCUGCCGAGGGAGGAGGACAACUACCGGCUCAAGACGCUGAGGCUUCUGCCCGUCAACUGGUACGCCCCCGAGUCUGCCGUGAAGCCGUACAGCUUCUCGACGAAGAGCGACGUCUGGUCGUACGGCGUGACGGCGUGGGAGAUAUUCACGCGCGCGGCCGUCGAAGUGCCCAAGUUCGACGACGAGCGGCCCCUGGAGAGAGCCUCCUGUUUCCCCAACCCGAAAGACUGCCCCUGGGAGCUAUACGAGCACCUCAUGAAGAUCUGUUGGAAGCUCGACCCCAAGCAGCGGCCGACGUUCAUCAACCUCGUGCACACCUGCAAGCGCUUCAUGGAAGAGUACAAAUGAGGUACCGCCUCAUAACUCCACGGAAAGGUAAAGAUUAAACCCUACAGGGGUCGUCUAAUGCGAUUUAUAUAAACCACAUGCGACUGACCAAAUAGAUGUGCUGUUAACACAUUCGCUCCCAUGCAACUAAAAUACAGACAGCAGCAUAU